AUGGCGUUUUCUGUAUUAAUCUUUGAGAUUUACCUAGUUCUGGAGUCAACCAAAGAAAGCACAUUUGUUACCCAAAGACAUUAUCGUGAAGUGGCAGGUUCUGUAGGAGGCAGUGGAUCAGGAAAGACUCACUUUUCUUCUGAUGAUGAAGCAAUAGAAGCUGACAAUGAGGAUGAUAUUGAACCCUGCGACCAAGAAAAUGAAGAUGCUGCAGAAUCAAGUGUUGGGACUAAUACAGGCUGGGCAGAUGCCAUGGCUAAGAUCCUUAACAAAAAAACUCCUAAAAGUACACCCACCAUUCUGGUCAAAAACAAAGAGCUGGAAAAGGAAAAAGAAAAGUUAAAGCAAGAAAGACUACAGAAAAGAAAACAGCUUGAUAAGAAUCGGGAGUGGGAAAUGAUGUGCAGAGUAAAGCCAGAUGUUGUCAAAGACAAAGAAACAGAGAGAAAUCUUCAGAGAAUUGCAACGAGGGGUGUGGUACAAUUAUUUAACGCUGUUCAGAAGCAUCAAAAGAACGUUGAUGACAAGGUUAAAGAAGCUGGGGGCUCUAUCAGAAAGCAUGCUAAGUUGAUGUCAACUGUUUCCAAGAAAGAUUUCAUCAGUGUGCUGAGAGGAAUGGAUAGAAGUACAAAUGAGAAAAGUUCAACUGGGAAGAACCCAAAAGCCAAACAGAAUUCCUGUUAA
Messenger RNA from Galeopterus variegatus (Sunda flying lemur), 684 nucleotides. RefSeq names its product RRP15-like protein. Gene Ontology annotation, cellular component: preribosome, large subunit precursor. The record is from RefSeq and is a predicted model, not a curated record. NCBI's taxonomy places the organism in Eukaryota, Metazoa, Chordata, Mammalia, Dermoptera, Cynocephalidae. The coding region runs from base 1 to 684 and encodes 227 amino acids. The transcript has 5 exons. Gene Ontology annotation, biological process: maturation of LSU-rRNA; maturation of 5.8S rRNA.